AUGUUAUUUGAUCGAAGUCAUCGAGAAAAAAAGUCAAAAAAAAUAUAUUCACCAUCAGAUCCAUUGGAACCAUAUUAUUAUUUAGUUUCUCAUGAUGGUCCAGAAAAGUAUCAAGUUGUUGGUCGUACAAGUGUUCAAAAAAUGUUCAAUGGUAGAGCUGUCGUCUCCAACAUUUCUGGUGAAGUACAGAUUAUAACAUCAGGUACUUUCGAUUAUUGUAGAAAAGAAUUAAACCUGAAGAUGCAAGAAUUGGAAUGUGAAGCCGACGACAAGGAUGGUGAUGAAGUAGAUGAAGACGAUGAUGAUCCCAUAAAUGAUGACAAUGGUGACGAUGAAAUCAAUGACGAUGAUAAUGGUGACGACACGUCGUAUGUCAAUCAACCAUCGACGAAUUGUUUGAAACGGCCUAGUCAUGGCUUUAGUACACCUGCGUUGAAACGUUCAUAUAAUAAUGGUAAAUUAGCAUCACGAUCAAAUCAACGUUGCAAUCGUGAUCAUUCUUUGCAAAAUGAUGAUCGAAGUCGAUUAACAGUUACUGUUGCUCGUGAUCCUGCUGCUAACAAAAACAUGAAUCAUCAUUAUCGAGAACAAAUUACUGGUAAUGCUUCACGUUUAAGAUGUGUUACACAUGAUGAUAAUUGUCGUUCAGAUACAAAUAUUGGACCUACGUUCAAAGAUGAAAUGAUUAGUGGAAUGCGUUCAUUACGAAAACAACUUUCAAAAUUGACAAAAACAGUAGAUCAUCUAACAAUUCCAUCAGUAUCUAAAAACGAUCAGUUAUUAUCAUAUCGUGAUGAAAAUGAUAAAGAAAAUUAUCCUGAUGAAAUUAUAUGGAAUGGUAAAAAUUUAUUGAAAGUAACUGCUCAAGAUGUUGGUGAUUAUGGAAGAAAACUUAUGGAUAUUUUAUUUACAGAAGAAGAAUUACAGUCUAGUAUUUUGCCAUCACAAGCCGCACACCUGUAUCAAAAAAACGUUUUGGAUGAAGAGCGUUUUCAAAUUUUGAAUGAUGCGAUACAUAUUAAAUAUCGACUAUCAGAAGAUGGUUAUCGUCGUUAUUAUACUAAUACAUUACGUGUAAAAUUAAGUAGAUAUUUAUAUGAUCAAGGGACACGAAAAUUGAAGAAAAACGUAGGAUUACUUGAACAGCAACAGCAACAUCAUUUACCAUAA
Molecule: messenger RNA, 1170 nt
Organism: Rotaria sp. Silwood1
Lineage: Eukaryota; Metazoa; Rotifera; Eurotatoria; Philodinida; Philodinidae
Source: the annotation of a GenBank genome assembly